AUGCGCAUAGAUCCCGCCAGAGCGGCCACGCUCGUCUCACAGCUCUCCUCGGUCCAGCAGCGCAUCGCGGCCCUCAACCCCGGACGCAAUGUCCGCCUCGUUGCCGUCUCCAAGCUCAAGCCCGCCAACGACAUCCUCGCCCUGCACCAGGCGCCCGCCCAUCACUUGUACUUUGGCGAGAACUACGCCCAGGAGCUGACGCAAAAGGCGGCGCUGCUGCCGCCGACGGUCCGGUGGCACUUCAUCGGGGGCUUGCAGUCGGGCCACUGCAAGGCGCUCGCCCGCGUCCCCAACCUCGUCUGCGUGUCCAGCGUCGACACGGCGAAAAAGGCCGGCCUGCUGCACGCCGCCCGCGCCGCCCUCCGCGACGCCGACCCCGCCGUGCCGCGCCUCGCCGUCCACGUCCAGGUCAACACGUCCGGCGAGGAGGCCAAGUCGGGCUGCGCCCCCGGCGACGAGACCGUGGCCCUGUGUCGCGAGAUUCAUGAGCGUUGCCCCAGCCUCGAGCUCAUCGGCCUCAUGACUAUUGGCGCCAUUGCCCGCAGCAAGGCCACCACGCCCGAGAACAAGAAUGACGACUUUGUCGCCCUCAAGGAGCAGCGCCGUCUCGUCGCCCAGGCCCUCGGCCGCGGGCCCGAGAGCCUGGAGCUGAGCAUGGGCAUGAGUGACGACUUUGAAGGAGCCAUCGCCGAGGGCAGCGGCGAGGUCCGAGUGGGCAGCACAAUUUUCGGUCAGCGACCAGAUAGAGCCGAGGCCAAGAUCCGUGUAUAA
This is a messenger RNA of Cordyceps militaris CM01, 771 nucleotides long. RefSeq names its product alanine racemase family protein (ISS). Gene Ontology annotation, molecular function: pyridoxal phosphate binding. The transcript is spliced from 2 exons. Bases 1 to 771 code for a protein of 256 amino acids. Lineage: Eukaryota; Fungi; Ascomycota; Sordariomycetes; Hypocreales; Cordycipitaceae. The record is from RefSeq and is a predicted model, not a curated record. Gene Ontology annotation, cellular component: intracellular anatomical structure.